This is a messenger RNA of Pundamilia nyererei, 1289 nucleotides long. Its product is annotated as protocadherin-10-like. The record is from RefSeq and is a predicted model, not a curated record. Gene Ontology annotation, biological process: homophilic cell-cell adhesion. Lineage: Eukaryota; Metazoa; Chordata; Actinopteri; Cichliformes; Cichlidae. Gene Ontology annotation, cellular component: plasma membrane. The coding region runs from base 207 to 1289 and encodes 360 amino acids. Gene Ontology annotation, molecular function: calcium ion binding. The transcript has 2 exons.
GGACAAUAGUGACAUCUCGAUCGCCACCCCAGUAAAAUUUUAAAUAAGAGGAAGAGAACGGAAAACGAGCAGCUCCUGGUGAAUUUGGAUUUCAAGGAUUUCCAGACACUGUACUUGCAUUUUCGGGGGAGAUUUAACUGACGCCUACCUCUUCUUUAAAGCCCACUUGUUUCAAAUUGCUUAAGAAAAGAAAGGUCGUAGUAAGAAUGAAGGGUUUUGUCUGCUUUGGACACUGGAGAAGGUAUGUGCUGAUAUUCAUUCUCCUCGCUUCCAAUAUAAAGUGCACUGCAGCUGUGACACACUACUCUGUUCCCGAGGAACUGGAAGAAAGCUCUGUUGUAGCAAAUCUAGCCGGGGAUUUGGGAAUAGAUGUGAAGACACUGGUCGAACGGAAAAUGCGUCUAGAGAUCAUUGCAAAUAGAAAAUAUCUGGACGUGAACAAAGAAACAGGGGAGCUGUACAUUGUUGAACGAAUUGACAGAGAAUCUCUCUGUCCCGCUAAGACGUCAUGUUAUCUGAAAAUGGAGGCAAUAAUCGAAAAUCCCAAAAGAAUUUUUUACAUAGAAUUAGAGAUAAUGGACAUAAACGAUAACGCGCCCCACUUCCGAAGAGACACCAUAGAUUUAGACAUUUCAGAAGGGACAGAGGCUGGAGAGCGUUUUUCAGUGAGCAACGCAGUUGAUCCAGAUGUUGGAUCGAACUCCGUAAAAGCCUACCACUUGAGUGAGAGUGAUUAUUUCACUAUCGAAAUUCAAACAGGAAGAGAUGGAUCAAAAUUUGCUGAUUUGAUCCUUACAAAAAAACUAAAUCGAGAAGAACGCGCUGCUCAUAAUUUAAUUCUUACGGCCGUAGAUGGCGGUAUACCGCCUAGUUCAGGAACUGCUACUGUUUUUGUUCACGUUUUAGAUACAAAUGACAACGCCCCUAAAUUUGAAGAAGACAGUUAUCAGGUUAGUGUACUGGAGAAUUCUCCAGUUGGAAGUAUUGUUAUUCAUCUUAAUGCGACAGAUUUAGAUGAAGGCUUAAAUUCAGAAAUAGUAUAUUCAUAUAGUCUGUAUACAUCGGAAAAAACACAGGAAACCUUUAAUCUAAACCCUACGACGGGUGAGAUUACUGUAAAGGGGGUGUUAAAUUAUGAAGAUUUCAGGAUUUAUGAUAUGGAAGUUAUAGCUGCUGAUAAAGGGCAGCCCGAGGUCAUAGUAUAUAACCUCUUUGUUGAUAUUCAUAGAGGUGAGCUUUCUUGGAACCGAGACAUCGAUUUUGCGCAUCCAGAGGCGUUUUAUUUGUGA